CUCUCUUCCCCAAGAGACGCAACUGAGAACAACGAUCAGGAGUCCCUACGCUUCCAUUCCCCUUACUCCCUGUCCUGCCACCAAUACAUGGUUGACCACCAUUUGCAUCACAUUUAACCUUUUGCUGUGCCUUUUCCCUCGUUUCUCCCUCCGUUUCUCCCUCCGCCUUCCCUCCCCGAUUCUCCUCCCCCCUUGACAUGAUCCCGUUGAUCCAGUCGACGAGAGAGAACUCGUCCGACCGCCUACCAUUCACAGUCCCCACUUGGGCCACAUCAUGGCCCCUCAAUCCAUCGACGCAGAUGCGGAGGCGAUUUCGCUUUGGAGGAAACGUUACGACAAGCGACAUCCGUCGACAAAUCCAGUGAUUGCUAUUCUCGACAUCGAAUACAAUGAGCUUGUCCUGUCAUGGAAAAAGCUCCAGGAGACUCUCGCCCCACCAGAUCUGGUCCACUUUCCGGAACGCGCUCAGGGACCUGACGAUGUCCUAAGCUUGUUGAGCAGUAUCGAGCCGGUCUGGACGUCCAGCCCGAGGCAGCGAGUGGCCCGUGAUCACUGCAUCGAGCUGAGAUCCACUCUUCACGCUCACCACAUUCUUCUGAGUGCCCUCCCGAAGAGCGAAGCAUACCUGUCCCUCUUCUACAGUGUCCUUGAAUCAACCCUCAAAGCAUCUGCGAAUUAUCCGAAGAUCAUGGAAGGAUAUAUUAAAGCACUGGUUAUGAUCAAUCGGUCCUCGUGCCUGUCCAUCACGACGGACUUAACAUCCUGCUCAAAGGACACCAUCAACGCAAUCGCACAUUUCUAUGCGCUUUUCUUCUUCUUCCUCGGCGAGUUCAUGGACUGGUUUGUGCGCCAAUAUAAAUGCCGAUCACUGAAAAGUCACCAUCACAAUGUUUAUCACACAUUUCGCGACCUUGUGGGCCACCUGCGGCAGAGCGCCAGGGAAAUAGCGGGUGGGAUUGCUGAUCUCAUGGAUAUUGAUGAGGACGACAAUGAGACAGAAGACUCCAGCGACACAACCUGUGACAGAGAGUUGGGUCUGUUCGAACAAGCCCGGUUGGACCAAUUCGGCCUGCAGCGCAGGGAGCGACGCAACAAGGCGGAGAACGCUUUCAUCCGCCGCCUGGUCUGGGAGAUUGCGCAGGAUGCGGUCAAGCGCGGCCGACUCUUGAGAGACAGAGAUGCGCUACUGGCGCGGUUGCUUGACACUGUGGGCCAUCAGAUCCGCCCGGUGAGCCAGCAAAACACUGGUAUCGCUUGCCUAACAACAACAGCGUCUAGGGACAUAGACAUGGACAGAUUUGCCGCGAGCGAGAGGAGUCAAAAGCACAAGUACACGCGGGCGGAGCUGCAACUUGCAUCCAGUCAUCUAGAGAAUUUCUUCGAUGCCGACGACCAAACGCCUGAGCUUGACCCUGAUGUGGAGGUGAUCGCAGAGGAGAACGUGAUGACUUCGUUACAGCAGUGGGCGACCGAUACAUAUUCCCAAGUGCUGGCCGUAGGAGGGUCGCCCACCACGGCUUUCCCCAGCCCCGUCCUUCUUAUUUCGACGUGUUAUGCCAGCCUCGCAAGAAAAGCCCGCCUGCCGGUCAUCUCGCAUUUCUGCACCCGACCCGCCAACGGCACAAACGAAGUGACCUACGAGCAACAGUUGAUUGCGCUGGCCUACAGCUUGAUCCGUCAGUUGAUUGAAUACUUGCCACCGGUAAUCAUUAGCCAUUCGGGGUGCAACUUGAGCGCCGAACGGUUCAAGCCCCUGAAUGGCACAUUGACUUCUUGGAAGGAAGUGCUCUCCUUGAUUGACAUACUCCUCUACUAUGCCCCGCCUUUGAUGGUGUGUGUGAUUCAUGGACUGGAUGCCAUUCAAGAUGCGUCCACUGAUCAACACAUUCGGUCGCUGGUCCGCAUCCUCCUGACUCACACAAGGCACCAGACCGCUCCCACGGAAGGUGGCGGUGAGACGCAGAGCGUUCUGCUCAAGAUACUGUUUACUGUCGCUGGACGACCGAGCUCGCUAGUGGAGACGCUGUCGGAGAGCCAGCUGAUCCUGCGGGAGUCGAACAAGACGGACGAGCUGGCAACGACCGACUCUUCACUAGGCCCCGAUGUUGGGGUGGUCAUGAUGAAUGCAUAACUGAUACUCCCCUUAUUCUUCACAAUCAAUCGGGCUGUUCUCUUGGGGCGAAGACUUGGGACAUAUAGAAUUGAGCGCAGGCCGGGAGUCUUUUUGAAUAUAACCUUAUUGGCACGACCUUUGGAUUCUGUCUUCUUCAUC
Molecule: messenger RNA, 2272 nt
Organism: Aspergillus saccharolyticus JOP 1030-1
Lineage: Eukaryota; Fungi; Ascomycota; Eurotiomycetes; Eurotiales; Aspergillaceae
Exons: 4
Coding region: 275-2131 (618 amino acids)
Source: RefSeq, a predicted model, not a curated record